CACGCCGCGACCCACAGGGACCCAGAGGCGCUCCCAGUCCCUCGGUCCCACGUCAGACCCCCGGAGCGCCGGAGGGGCCGCGAGAAGGCAGAAUUCAGGCAGGCAUUCGGCUCGGCUCAGUCUUGAUGGAGUCCCGCCAGGCUCCACCCGCCCCCUCCCAGAGGAGGCCGCCUCGGCUCCCAGCUGAACCCUGCCGGGGCGGAGCCGAACCUAGCUCCCCGCGGUCCGGCUCUUUCAUAGGGCCGAGGCACAACACCCACCCCGGCCGGGUCCCGCGCCGAAUGGGGGGCAGGGCCAGCAAGUUCGCGCCAAAAUCACGUAGCUAGUCCCUCCCCCACGGAGUACGUCGCGCCCUCCUUUUUUUCAAACCCGGGGCUGGGCGGGGAUUGGCGGACAGGGCAGUCACGUGGCUAACGGUCGCGGGAAGCCGCGGAGCCCGAACUCGCGGCUGGAGUUGCGGAGACCUCAACCUCACCGCCUCUGCCGCCCCACCUCUGCCAGACAGUCCGCGUCGUAGCUGCCGCUGCGCCCACCGCCGCCCGCAGCCUCAAGCGCCCCGGAGCCGCAGCCCGCCGCCACGCGGACCCGCCGCCGAGGCCAGUAGACGCGCCCAGUCGCACGUGGCAGACCCGCCCCCUGGACCGGCUGUGUCCCGGACUCCCCGAGUCCCGGCUGUCCCCUUCUGCGUCCCGGCCGCGAUGAGCUUCCUUAGCCGGCAGCAGCCGCCGCCGUCGUCCCGUCGCGCUGGGGUCUCCUGCACCUUGCGGCAGAAGCUGAUCUUCUCGCCCUGCAGCGACUGUGAGGAGGAGGAGGAAGAGGAGGAGGAGGGCAGUGGCCACAGCACUGGCGAGGACUCGGCCUUUCAGGAGCCCGACUCGCCGCUGCCGCCCGCGCGGAGCCCCACCGAGCCCGGGCCCGAGGGCCGUCGGUCGCCCGGCCCGGCCCCCGGCAGCCCCGGGGAGUUGGAAGAGGACAUGUUGCUGCGGGGCGCCUCCCCGAGCGUGGACGCAUCCGGCGGCGGGGCCGAGGGCGACUCGUGGGAGGAGGAGGGCUUCGGUUCUUCGUCGCCGGUCAAGUCGCCGGGGGCAGCCUACUUCUUAGGCAGCUCCUUCUCGCCGGUGCGCUGCGGCGGCCCCGAGGACGCGUCCCCGCAGGGUUACGGGGACCGCAUGACUGGCGAGGGCCCCUGCUCGCCGCUGCGGGACCACCCGGGCACGCCGCCUCACAAGACCUUCCGCAAGUUGCGCCUUUUUGACACGCCGCACACCCCCAAGAGUUUGCUCUCAAAAGCUCGGGGAAUCGAUUCCAGCUCCGUAAAACUCCGAACUGGUUCUCUGUUCAUGGAUACAGAAAAAUCAGGAAAAAGAGAAUUUGACAUUCGACAGACACCUCAAGUGAAUAUUAAUCCUUUUACUCCAGAUUCUCUGUUACUUCAUUCCUCAGGACAGUGUCGUAGAAGAAAGAGAACAUACUGGAAUGAUUCCUGUGGUGAAGACAUGGAAGCCAGUGAUUAUGAGUUUGAAGACGAAACAAGACCUGCUAAAAGAAUUACAAUUACUGAAAGCAACAUGAAGUCCCGGUAUACAACAGAAUUUCAUGAGCUAGAGAAAAUUGGCUCUGGAGAAUUUGGUUCUGUAUUUAAAUGUGUGAAGAGGCUGGAUGGAUGCAUUUAUGCCAUUAAGCGAUCAAAAAAGCCAUUGGCCGGCUCUGUUGAUGAGCAGAAUGCUUUGAGAGAAGUAUAUGCUCAUGCAGUGCUUGGACAACAUUCCCAUGUAGUUCGGUAUUUCUCUGCAUGGGCAGAAGACGAUCAUAUGCUCAUACAGAAUGAGUAUUGUAAUGGUAAUAUUUUCAUAUCUCGAACCUCAAUCCCAAAUGCUGCCUCUGAAGAUGGAGAUGAAGAUGACUGUGUAUCCAAUAAAGUUAUCUAUAAAAUAGGUGAUCUGGGCCAUGUAACAAGGAUCUCUAGUCCACAAGUUGAAGAGGGUGAUAGCCGUUUUCUUGCAAAUGAAGUUUUACAGGAGAACUAUUCCCAUCUGCCAAAAGCAGAUAUUUUUGCCCUUGCCCUCACAGUGGUCUGUGCUGCUGGUGCCGAACCUCUUCCCAGAAAUGGAGACCAGUGGCAUGAAAUCAGACAGGGUAGGUUACCUCGGAUUCCACAGGUGCUUUCCCAAGAAUUCACAGAGUUGCUAAAAGUUAUGAUUCAUCCAGAUCCAGAGAGAAGACCUUCAGCAAUGGCACUGGUGAAGCAUUCAGUAUUGCUGUCUGCUUCUAGGAAAAGUGCAGAACAAUUACGAAUAGAAUUGAAUGCUGAAAAGUUUAAAAAUUCACUUUUGCAGAAAGAACUCAAGAAAGCCCAGAUGGCAAAAGCUGCAGCUGAGGAAAGAGCAUUCUUCACUGACCGGAUGGCCACUAGGUCCACCACCCAGAGUAAUAGAACAUCUCGACUUAUUGGAAAGAAAAUGAACCGCUCUGUCAGCCUUACCAUAUACUGAACUCUACUCAGUUUCCCACCUUCCCCCAAAACUGUGACAAGAAGAGGCUAAGCUAGGUUGAAAUCACUGCUAGAAAAUUACUUUCUCAAAAUUGGUGUCAGUAGUUUUACUGAAAGACUUUUUAGGACUUUUAUUUGUGAACUGCAGUUAAAAGCUGUAUUUUCACCAGUGCUCUAUCAGGCUUUCGUCUAGUUUUACCAGUUUGUCUUCUGUAGGGUGUCAGUCACUGUUGGAUGUCACAUGAGCCUUUCCAGGGUUUUAACUACUGUGGUGGUAUGCUGCUUAUAGUUUGCUGUUGCAUUGUGAUGAAAGGUAUCCUUCCCUUUAGUGACCUGUAAAAAGGGCUCAAAGGGCUUUAUUACAAGCAUUCUCCCUUGGAAAAGGGGAGGAGUGCUAAGAGAAUCAGUUACUACCCAGGCGUCAAUGUAACUAUGUCAGUCUUUUUUUAAUUGUGAAUUAUACUUGUAUAUCCAACUGGGAGCACUUUUAGGCACUGUAUGAACCAUAGAAUAAUUCUGUGGAAGUAUUGCCUUGUGAAUUUGCUGCUAUUUUAGUUUUGUCUUUGCUGUAUAAUUGUAGCAUUAAACAAUCAUUGUUAAUAGGCUUUCUUUUGAAAACAAUUAUGUGAAAUACAUAGCUGCUCUUAAUAAAAAGCAGCUCUUUGCCUUUUUUUUCCCUUUGGACGUUGAAGCUAGUGCAUUGGGAAAAUGCACCCUUUCCCCCUUUGGAAUGCUGUAUUAAUGUAGUGUAAUUAUUCCUGGGUUUGUAAUUCUUUCUGUUAAUACCUUCCCUAACUUUUAAAAAAUGUUUUCUCUUUCCACCCAAGUUUUGUACUUGAUUGUAUUAUUAGUCUGUUUUUAACUGUUUUGCCCAGUUUCUCUUCAAUAUUUGUGUAUAUAAACUAAUCUUGGGGAUACUGUACAUAGAUGUUUGAAAUGCCAGAAUGACUUCUGACUAUUCCAAGCUUUUCAUAAAAUAUAUUUUAUCUGUGAUUAGCCAUUUGACUAAUAGUACUGGCUAACAUGUUGGAAAAAAGAAGAAUUUGUCUAUUGUUUAUUUUCCUAUUGAUUUUGGUUCAGAACAUCUUUGCAUUUGUUUGACUUGUGUUUUAUUAACAUUGGCAUAUUAAAAGUCACUCUGAGCUUACCUUAA
Molecule: messenger RNA, 3644 nt
Organism: Artibeus jamaicensis (Jamaican fruit-eating bat)
Lineage: Eukaryota; Metazoa; Chordata; Mammalia; Chiroptera; Phyllostomidae
Gene: WEE1
Product: WEE1 G2 checkpoint kinase
Exons: 10
Coding region: 699-2492 (597 amino acids)
Biological process (GO): protein phosphorylation; mitotic cell cycle
Cellular component (GO): nucleus
Molecular function (GO): magnesium ion binding; ATP binding; non-membrane spanning protein tyrosine kinase activity
Source: RefSeq, a predicted model, not a curated record